Neltuma alba is the source of this 1605-nucleotide messenger RNA. Its product is annotated as disease resistance protein RPM1-like. Lineage: Eukaryota; Viridiplantae; Streptophyta; Magnoliopsida; Fabales; Fabaceae. Gene Ontology annotation, biological process: defense response to other organism. The transcript has 2 exons. Gene Ontology annotation, molecular function: ADP binding. Bases 1 to 1605 code for a protein of 534 amino acids. The record is from RefSeq and is a predicted model, not a curated record.
AUGGCAAAAAAAGUUGUGGAAUUUCGACUGAAUGAGCUCUUCCAAGUCCUCAACGAGGAGUUCCAAUUGAAGAGAGGAGCUGAACAAGACAUUGUGAGCAUCAAACGCCAAGUAAAAUCCAUAAGGGCCUUCUUAGGCAGCAUCGAUGAUAACAAAUUAGAGUACGAAGACCAAAGUCUCGAGUCAUGGAUUAACAGAGUGAGAGAUGUUGCUUAUGAAAUUGAAGAUAUCGUUGACGAGUUCUUGCUCUACAUUUUCGAACAUCGUUGGGAUGAAGAUCGCCCACACACCUCACCGUCGUGUUCCUUCGUCAGAAACUGCAAAACCAACUACAAAAUCGGCUCUGAAUUGCGAAACAUCAGAGCCAAAAUCAAGGGAAUACCCGACAAGCCAAGGAAGUACGAUGUUGUUUCAAGCGUGGUACCAGAAAGCAGCAAAAUGACUCAUCAGUUUCGGAGCAGUUUGUAUAACGUAGUGGACGAAGGCCAACUGGUUGGCGUUGGUCGGAUGGAGGCCAAAGAGACUCUGCUUGGUUGUCUCUUAGAGGGUGAUGACUCUGCCAUGAAUAAAGUAGUGGCAAUUGUUGCAGAAGGAGGGAUGGGGAAAACCACCAUGGCACGUCAAAUCCAUCAUCAUGGUUAUAUCAGAGAGUGCUUCAAGAAGAUAGUGUUUGUGACGCUUUCUCAAUCGUUAAACGAAGAGGAGCUUCUAACCGACAUGGUUCAGCAGCUCUGCAAUGUUGGUUCUCAGGAAAUCCUAUCUCACACGAUGAGCACCCAUGAACUGAAAGAAACCAUGAAGGGUUUGAUUCAAUCUGCAAGAUAUUUGAUUGUACUUGAUGACGUGUGGAAAAAAGAGCAUUGGGAUUGCGUGAAACUCGCAUUUCCCAAUGAACACUGUGCCAGCAGAAUCUUAAUCACCACUCGUAACGAAGAGGUGGCAAGAUACGCGACAACCUGCGACGACUCCCAAGGUACCAUGUUUCACCUGCAACGUUUAUCUGAAAGUGAUUCGUGGGGACUAUUCUGUAAGAAAACAUUCUCUUCCCAGCCUUGCCCUCCUCAUUUAGAACCCAUCUGCAGACAAAUGGUAGACAAAUGUGAAGGGCUUCCUCUUGCCAUCUCAGUGCUCAGUGGCCUAUUGGGUACUAAAAAUAAGAACAGGGUUGAAGAAUGGGUGAUGGUUCAACGUAUUCUUGAUAACGUUGAACUAAAAGGAAACAUUAAUCCUCGUUUGAACAAAGUACUUUCGUUGGCCUUUGACGAUUUACCUUAUAAUCUCAAGCCAUGUUUCUUGCUCUUAAGCGUGUUCCCUGAGAACCACUUGAUCGAGCCCAUGAGACUAGUUCGAUUAUGGGUCUCAGAUGGAAAUAAUAAGAUGACAGAGGAAGUAGCAGAAAGCUAUUUGUGCGAACUUCUCAAUAGAAAUUUGAUACAAAUAGCCAAGUACACACUUGAUGGAAGGAUCAUGUGUUUUCGCAUCCAUGACCUGAUACACGAAACUGUUGUCCUCAAAUCAAGAGCAAUAAGUUUCGCUGAACCAAUCACAAAUGAGGAAAAUGCAAGAAACACAUUCCUUGAUAAGGUCAAACUUACGAGAUGGUAA